AUGGAGGCAGCUAUGAGAGUUGUUAAAUAUGUCAAGAAUCAACCUGGAAGAGGAAUUCUAUUACCAAGCUCAAACAACAACAAUAUCACAACCUACUAUGAUGCAGACUGGGCAGCAUGUCCAAUUUCCAGGAAAUUGGUAAUAGGGUACUUAAUCAAGAUUGGAGACUCCUUAGUUGCUUGGAAAUCAAAGAAACAAACUAUAGUGUCUAGGAGUACUGCAAAGGCUGAAUACAGAAGUAUUGCAGCCACAGUAGCUGAACUCAUUUGGCUACAAGGACUAAUGCAAGAAAUUGGAAUUGAAUUAGUCCCUCCGCUUAUUGAGGUCGUCCUCUUGGGAGUCCUCGAUGAGCGGAUUUUAUCUGCAUCUAAUCACAAGAAAUUCAGCCGUGGUGAACGAGAUGACUUGAUCGAUGUCGGAUUGAUGACGAAUUGA
Messenger RNA from Nicotiana tabacum (common tobacco), 435 nucleotides. Lineage: Eukaryota; Viridiplantae; Streptophyta; Magnoliopsida; Solanales; Solanaceae. The record is from RefSeq and is a predicted model, not a curated record.